UCCAGUGUGCCUGGCAGCAGACAUAGUGGGGAAUCAGCACAAUCUGGGAUCUAUCUGGGAAAAAGGGUAGUCGGUGAGCAAACCGGCUCCAAUCCCCGGCAGAAAAACCCGACCAAAACCCUGCGGAAACUUCUACUGCGUUUCCCCGCGGCUGGCUGCGCCUUUUCCUCACAGGAAUCUCCUUGGGAUCUGGAUCCGCUUAGGUGACUGAAUCAGUGCUCCUGGAGCUGUACUGAGCCUUUUGCAGACCAAAGAUGGAUCAGCUUUCAGACGAGGAGGUGGAGGUGAGGGGGGAGGAGGAUGAGGAAGAGGAGGACAGCGAUAAGGAGGACCAGGACCUGGAUAAAAUGUUUGGAGCCUGGCUGGGAGAACUGGACAAACUCACACAAAGCUUGGAUGACGGUCGUCCAGAAUGCCCCCCGCAGCAGAAAGCCCCUCUCAGGCAGGAGACCAACAUGGCAAACUUCUCCUAUAGAUUCUCCAUCUACAACAUUAACGAGGCCCUGAAUCAGGGAGAGAACGUUGACCUGAACGCCCUCAUGGCUGACCUGUCCUCCAUUGAGCAGGAGCUCAGCACCAUCAACACCAAGUCCAGCAGUGGCAGCAUGACCCGGCAGGGACUUACAGACACCAAGGUACGACAGAAGCCUCCUGCUGGGCGCAGCAGCAGACAGCAGUCAGUAGGGGGCAGCGGUGGCGGCAUUGGGAACAGCGUGUCGGGUGGGGGGGGCAGCAGCGGGGCGAGCAGCAGCAGCAGCAGCACCAGGGCGUCUCCAGCCGGCACCAUUAGAUCGCCGAGCGGGCACCAGGGCCGACCGCCGCUGGCCUCCAACUUCAGCCUGGAUGACAUCACGGCUCAGCUAGAGAAGGCGUCUCUCAGCAUGGAUGAAGCUGCACGGCAGACCUCCUCCCACUCUCUUAGCUCCGCCUCUUCCUACACGUCAGCCUCAGUGCGACGGCCAGGGUCUUCUCAGCGCCAGCACCGACGGACCGGGUCAGUGGGAACGGUCAGCGAGCACGAGGUGCGCUCGUUCGUCCACUCGUCUCGCUCCUCCAUCACCUCGGCAUCCGGCAUUUCAGUCAACUCUGCGUCCUCCAUGGAUUCGCUGGACAGUGUCCUCCGCUCCGAAUCCGAUGGCCUGCAGCCUUCAGAGGGAUCGGGUCAGGCGCAUCCCAGCACAGAGCACUCCUAUCUGGACAGGGAAACCUCUCUGAUUCUGAGAAACAUUGCAGGAAAGCCCCCCCACCUUCUGACCAAGGAGGAGCAAGCUGCCAAGCUAAAGGCGGAGAAUAUCCGGGUGGCUUUGGAGAAGAUCAAGGAGGCACAGGUGAAGAAGCUGGUGAUCCGUGUUCAUCUGUCAGAUGAGAGCUCAAAGACCAUGAUGGUGGACGAGAGACAGACAGUCCGACAGGUUCUGGACAGUCUGCUGGAUAAAUCUCACUGUGGUUACAGUCCAGACUGGUCCCUGGUGGAAACCAUCACAGAGCUGCAGAUGGAACGGAUCUUCGAGGAUCACGAGAACCUGGUGGAGAACCUGCUGAACUGGACCAGAGACAGCCAGAACCGCCUCAUGUUUACAGAGCGCAUCGAGAAGUACGCCCUGUUCAAAAACCCACAGAACUACUUACUGGGGCGGAAGGAGACGUGCGAGAUGGCGGAGAGAAACAAAGAAGCUCUGCUAGAGGAGUGUUUCGGAGGCAGCUCGGUGUCUGUCCCUGAGAUGGAGGGAGUGCUGUGGCUCAAAGAGGACGGCAAAAAGUCAUGGAAGAAACGUUACUUCCUGCUGAGAGCGUCUGGAAUCUACUACGUCCCAAAGGGCAAGGCCAAGACGUCCAGGGACCUGUUGUGUUUCCUCCAGCUGGAUCACGUCAAUGUUUACCUGGGCCAUGACUACAAGAGCAAGUACAAGGCUCCCACUGACUUCUGCAUGGUGCUGAAGCACCCCCAGAUCCAGAAGAAGUCUCAGUAUAUAAAGUACCUGUGCUGUGAUGACAUCAGAACUCUCCAACAAUGGAUCAACAGUAUUCGCAUUGCAAAGUACGGGAAGCAGCUGUACAUCAACUUCCAGGAGUCCAUGAGGAGGACAGAGGCCACCUACGAUUGGUCUUCCCUCUCUUCUUCUUCCAUCAAGUCCGGCUCCAGCUCAUCCAGCCUCCCAGAGUCGCAGUCCAACCACUCCAGUCAGUCAGACAGUGGUGUGUCAGAGCUGACGUCAUCUGGACACACCCGCUCCCAAAGUGUGGUCAGCUCCAUCUUCUCUGACGCCUGGAGGAGAGGAACGCAAGGAGAGAUGAUGAAGAUGGACCCCAUCAGUAGGCCCAUCCCGGUCCAGAUCCCCAGCCUUUCCCCCCAGCCUCAGACUCCGCCUUCCCGGAGCAGCUACACUGAUGGGCUCGUCCCAUCUGAGGACUCCUCCUCUUCUCCGUCCCCACCCUCACCCCCUCCCCCCCCUUCACCCACUGUGGCCAGUGUGGGCCACCAAGGGGCACCUUCUUCCUCCUACGUGAAGUACAGCACUCUGGCUCGCCUGCAGAGCCAAAACCAGGCUAGAACGCAGCAGGGGACUGGCACUGGUACCACUCCCCUUCCCUUGCAGAACUACAACACCCUCCCAGCUUCUUACGGCACCUCCCCACCGUCGCCCCCUCCUCCUCCCCCACCUGUGGUGCCUGCCCCUGGCUCAGCCAUGGCCGCCCUAAAGUUCAGUCUGCCAAGCCCCAACUGUCUCCCGCCGCCGCCUCUGCCAGAGGAGGCACUGGAGCCACACAGCCUCCCUCCCCCUCCUCCAGAGAGCCUGGAUGCCAAUGGUCUGCCCCCUCCUCCCCCUCCAGAGCCUCUCCCCAACCCCUGCCCCCAGCUCUCCAAUGCAGGCCUGCAGCAGUUCUUGUCACAGAAGUUCCCCAACAUGGUGUAUGACUUCACCCCCGCAGCACUGCAGGACGGUACCCCCCCUCCCCCUCCACCUCUCACAGAACUGUCCCCCCCAGCAUCACUACAAGUCCUCCGGCCUCUGUCUCCCAAUGCCCCCCCACCUGCUCCUCCCAAAACCUUCUCUGGUGGAUUCCCUCCUCUGACCGCCCCAAAACCAUCUGGCCCUUCCUCCCUCCCCAUCGCCCUCUCCCCGGUGUCCCCCACCCAGCCAUUUUCUGGACACGGCCCUGUCAGGAAGCAGCAGAGCUUCUCGACGGGACACUCCCCGAAUCAGCCCCCUCCCACACUGCCCAAGCAGCACAGUCUAUCCUCCAAGAACCUGGCUAUCUCUCCCUCCGCCUCCUCCUCAUCCGUCUCCAUCGCCGCGGCUACCUCCUCUUUGGUCAAACAGAUCGUCAAUCAGUUCCCAGGAAACACUUCCCCCCUACCCUCCUCCAGCUCCGCUCCCCAGUCCCCUCCUGCAGUCAAGGCCAAACCAAAGUGGCAAAUUGGGGGCACCGUAGUACCACAGUCACCUGAGUUCCCCCCACCUCCCCCUGACAGCUCCUUAGGAGACUUUCCUCCUCCGCCCUCUUCCUCAUCCAAGUCGGGCUCCCCCAUCAAGAAGUCUCCCUCGACCUCCUCCACGGGGUCUGCCAAGCGUGGGCCUCCCCCGACCCCACAAAGGGCCUCCUCCAUGAAAGACCCUCAGGACGAGCGGCCCAAGAAGGUGGAGAGUCUUUUGAGUAAAUUUGGUCAGGCCCCCCAGACAGGAACAUCGUCGUGUUCUUCCUCAGCAACGGGAUCGCCUUCCAAAGACUCCGCCUCCCUUCCGGCACCGCUCCCCAAGCCAGGGAAGCUGAACCUGGCCAACCUGCCUCUGGUCAUGCAAGGCCUGCAGAGCGGCCAGCAGCAUCAGUCUGAGUUCCCCUCGCCUCCUCCUCCACCUCCUCCUUCCCAGCAUCCUCACCUGGACUCAUCAGCCGACUUUUUCCCUCCCCCGCCGACUGAAUCGGAGCUCUUCCCUCCCCCGCCUCACCCCUCUGAGUUCCAUCACCCUCCCAAGGUUGCCGUUGUGAACCCCCAGCCUCAGAUGCAGCCUCCUCCACAGUCGGCAACAUCCUCUUUCUCCUCGUCGUCAUGGAAGCAAGGCUCACUGAAAAAGGGGGCGGUGCCUCCUCCGGCGAUGAACCGGCGCAGUAGCAAUACGGCUCAGUACGACAACACCAUCUCACUGCCUCUCUCGCCUCCCCCUCUGUCCCAAACCCCACCUCCCUCCCUGUUGUCCUACUCCUCCUCCUCCUCCCCUAUACCCCCUUCUUCCCCAAAGUCAGCAGGGCCCGCCUCCCUGGCCUUCAAGCCUCACUUCCUGGAGGACCUGAACCGCACGCUGAAGAGGAAGUCAGUCUCGCGCCAUGGUUCGCUCACCUCCUCCCACCUGAUCCCCUCCUCCAAGAUGGAGCCCGUGGGCACAAUGGACGAUAUGGCACUCCUGCCGCCUCCCCCCCCAGAACUCCUGCCACAACAGCAUCAGCAGGGUGUCCGGGGACACUCUCACACCUUGUCGCGGCACCACGGGCGCUCCCAAUCGGCCAAACAUGGCAACAUCUCAGGCUAUGCAACGCUGCGGCGAGGCCCGCCUCCCGCCCCUCCCAAACGGGACCAAAGCACCAAACUGACCAGUGAGUGGUAGGAGGCAGUGACUUUGACUGAAGCUCAUUCACCAAUCAGGUCCAAGGCGAGGAAACACACCUCUUCUCGGUCUCCUUUGGAUUCCAAGCAAGUGGCGAAGCUACUCCUAAUCUCAGAUUAAUUCUCAUUAUUCCCAUUGUUACAUGUUUAAUCUAAAAUGAGUAACAAUUUAAAUAUAUAAAUAUGUAUAUGUAUAUAGUUAGCAAGACAGAAAAUUAACCCUCCAGCUUUUCUCACAUCUCUGCAGCUUUGCAUUAUAGGAAAGACUUGAAGUGACGUUUGGCUGCAAUGUACCAGGUACUGCAUGAACCAAGGAGUUAGGGGAAGGAACCACAGAGGAGAAUGGUCAAUGAUGAUGAUGUGUAUAGAAGUGUAUAUUGUGAGUUGAAGGGGGAGGUGUGUGUGUAGGGGAGGGGCAAUCCCAUUGGGAAAAUUGCCAUUUCUUCCACCCUGUUGUUUUUUUUUUUUUCUUUGGCGUGUUUUUUAUAUCAAAUUAUUUAAUACUGGAAAAAUAUUGUAAUAAUUAUUUUGAAUUUUAAGAAGUGGAAGAGGAGAAUGAGUUUGAUUGGACAUGUGACUGUUUUCUAAGAGCACCUGCUUUACCAGGCGCCCACUUUCAUUUGAUCAAAUUGCGUUUCGGCUGAUCUGCUGGUUGGUGAAACUGAGCCCUGACAGUUCCUUCCUCCCAAACCUGGAUCUGUUUCCCACCAUCAGAGAGUUUUUGUUUGUUCACACCCUUUGAACUUUUUCACAAUUUUGUCAUGUAAUUACAAUGGAGUAUAAGGCCAUACUAAUAAAAAAUAAAACAAUUAAAUUACAAGAAUAAAGUUAUAAUAUGUGUUUAUUCACUUAAUACUGUGACUUUAUUUGAGUAUUCUCGUAAAUCUUGUGAUUUUAUGACUUUAUUCUGGUAAUUUUAUUUUUUUAUUAUUUUCUUGGCAUUGCCUCAAUACUCCAUCCUAUAUAACACACUGCAGCAUGUUCAUUAGGAUUUGUUGUGGCAGACCAAAACUCAGUGGUGCAUAAAUUUAAAAUGGAAGGAAAACAUGGUUUUCAGUUUUGUUUCUGAAUAAACCGGGUCAGUACGUUGUAGAAUUACAUUUAGAUUAAUUCAGUAAUUCUGUAUUUUUUCUCUCACUUGCUUCCCUGAUCCGACUUGAGAAAAACAGCCCCUCAGCAUGAUGUUGCCUGCACCAGGUUUCAUUAUGUCUUCAGGAUCAUGUGCAGGACUGACUUAUCCUUCUACUUCUCAUUUAUGCAUUCACUUGUGUUAAAUCCAAUGUGACCAUCUCAAGUGCAUUUUUGUAAUGUUUACAAUAUGGAGCAGUUCAAGGGGCGUGAAAACUUUUUCAAGGUGCUGUUGAUGUCAACCACAUCCUGGUGUCAAGAAGAUUCCAGGGGACAGGCUGGGAUUGGUCCGAAUGUUGAAAUGUACAGAACAAACACUUUUUUUUAAACAUCAGUUAUAAUAUCAGCCGGUAAGGUCAGCCACGUUACCCUCUGCGUCAUUUGGUAGUGUUACACCAGUUUUUAUGUCUUCCCUUGCCGCUAUGUGGGGCAGAACCUGUUCCAAGCUGGGAAGCUCGAUUCACCCCAGACAGGCUGCAGUAGCCCAAACCAACAGCUAGAGGCAGAUUACAACGAGUGGCAGAGCAAGCAGGCAUUCAACAUCUGCCAGAAAGGUGUACUGGUGCCAGCACCUCUACCACCGCAGUCUAACUCUGGCUGAGUUCCACCACCAGCACCACCUGGUGGCAGCUUUCUGCUUCAGAGAUCCAUCAUUAAUUAGUUUUAGUGUGUAGCAGCUCUAGAAAUGCACUGGGAACAAGUGCCUGGAAACAAACAGCUCCCUCUGCUGGCAGGAGUGUGGAAUCAUCACAUAUCAGCUGAAGAUAACGCCCCUCUGGAUGCUGAGGACAUGCCCCUUUGGAAGCCUGAACCAGCUGAACCUCACCUUUAAGACUGUGACCUUUAGAGAGAGAAGGUCUGCGUUAGACUGCAGGGUCACAUGAAUCUCGAGCGUGGCUCAAAGACAACUUUCUUGUUUUUGGAAAAACAACCUGAACCGUUUCCAGGGAAAAUGCUCUCUUUGCGUUACUCCGUCUUCAGGACAGGAAGUUGACAAAAAACACGUCUGAAGGGAUUAUCUGACCCUGAAAACAGGCCUGGAGGUGACAGUAAAAUGCUGACUGGAGGUAUAACUGGAGCCACUGUAUUGUGGCCUGGAAAAUAUAUAAAAUAUGUAUUUUUUAUAUGUUAUCCUUUGAGAAAGAGCCCUCAUUGUUCAAUGAGCUGAGAAAAUGGCACAGUAAUUUAAAAUCCCCCAGAAAACAAGGUUAAAACUGCUGAAAAAAACAGACUUUUUUAAGGGGAAUACUUUCUUAAUUUGACAAGCUGUUUAAAACACCAUAAUCCAUUAGAAUUAAACUCUUUUAGACCAAAACCCAGAAGGACUUCUGACAUCUUUAGUAAUUUACACAAAAGGUGAAUCUUAUUUAUUGGAUAUAGUGCAGAAAUAGCUCCAUCUGAACACUUUGAACCGAGGUGCCUUGUUUUAAAGGAGACAUUUGGAUCAGAGCCGGAGCAGAACCUCCAGGUCUGAUCCAGGUAAGGGAUCCUCAGUGACACUGUGACCCCAUACUGAUCCUCAUCCCUCUGUUCUGUAGGUUUAAUCACACCUUCCCUUUGCUUGGUAAAAAAAAAAAAAAAAAAAACCUGGUGCCAGAAAUCCCA
Messenger RNA from Poeciliopsis prolifica (blackstripe livebearer), 7336 nucleotides. RefSeq names its product Ras association (RalGDS/AF-6) and pleckstrin homology domains 1a (gene raph1a). The transcript is spliced from 20 exons. Lineage: Eukaryota; Metazoa; Chordata; Actinopteri; Cyprinodontiformes; Poeciliidae. Gene Ontology annotation, cellular component: plasma membrane; cytosol. Gene Ontology annotation, biological process: signal transduction. The record is from RefSeq and is a predicted model, not a curated record. Bases 255 to 4604 code for a protein of 1449 amino acids.